Molecule: messenger RNA, 594 nt
Organism: Daucus carota subsp. sativus
Lineage: Eukaryota; Viridiplantae; Streptophyta; Magnoliopsida; Apiales; Apiaceae
Exons: 1
Coding region: 1-594 (197 amino acids)
Source: RefSeq, a predicted model, not a curated record
AUGGAAGUAGAGGAAUGUUCAUCAAUUGUGGCCACGAAGAUGUCGAGCACAAUGAGCAUCGUUUUGUGCAUGCUGAAGAAAGGCUUUUCGAGAAGCAAGCUCAAAAUAUUCGAUUUGCAUACCAAGAUGAAACAUGAAAAGCAUGCAAGCACCUCUAUGAGCAGUGUACUCCUGCACCACCACUACGCGGCCUCCUCCAUCUGUCGCUCCACCGACGUUGCCAUGUCAUUCGUGUCGCCCCGAAAAGACUACGAGUUCAGCUGCAGUAACACGCCCUUGAUUCGACGGCGAAAACGGUACUAUCAGUACCGUCACAGCUAUAACCAUCCGAAAGUGUUUGUUGAUGAUUUAAGGUGGAGUGAGUAUGAGAGUGUGGAAGCAUCGCCAGCGUUUAGUUUGCCGGGGUUUGGAAGGAGUCCGGUGAGAGUGAGGCAGCUGAGGGUUUCGGAUUCGCCGUUUUCGAUCAAGGAUGCUGAGGAGAAUACGGAGCAACUGGACAGGGCUGCGGAAGAUUUCAUCAGGAAGUUCUACGAGGAGUUGGAGAAACAGAGGAGGAUGGCACCACCGGCUACUUACUAUAGGAGGGCUCAAUGA